AUGACCGCUCGAGAAGCAAGGACGGUGAUCGUCGUCACCGGCUCCCACACAAUCACCGCCGGCUAUGGCAUCCACGAGAUCCUCAAGCGUCCGUCCAUCUCCUUAACAGCACGCGUCGGCCUUCCGCGUUCGGCCGCGUCCGGAUCGUCGAGCUCGUCUUCGGCUCCCGACUACUCGCAGUACCUGGUUGGAUCUGCGCUCGACGAGGCGGAGCGUCGCGGCGAUGAUGUCGCCAUCUUUUGGCCCAUGCGCAAGGGCUACGUUCGCGAUUGGCAGCAGAUGAUCGCGCUGUGGAACUACGUUCUCUUCCACCUCUUGCCCAUCCGUCGCUCGCACAACGAUUCCAACGUGCUCAUCAGCUUGCCGCUUCCCAUCUCGCGUGCAACACACGCCUACCUCACCCAGAUCUUCUUCGAGCACUUCAAUUCGGCAGCCAUCACCAUCGCCGAGAAGCCGCUGCUGUCGUGCUACGGCGUCGGCACCAUGAACGCGUGCGUCGUCGAUCUCGGCUACGAGAGCUGCGACGUGACUCCGGUGAUCGAAUGUGUCGUUCAAUCCAACGCCAACGUCAAGACCGACGUCGGCGCGCGCCACUGCAUCCUCUACCUCGCCCAGCUCCUCCGCCGCGAUCAGAGCGUCGCCAAGGCGGUCCAGACGCUGCUCCGAUAUACCCGCAAGGCCGCAUCGGCGACGCCGCGUGAGAACGACGACACGGCUCUCAGGAGCGCCAUGUUCUCGCUUGCCAAGCAGCUCGUCGAAGAAGGACUGGUGCUGGACGAAGACGCGGUCAAGAAGGGCGCUGGUGGCCUGCUUUCCGCCGCCGACGGCGAGGAUGAAGAGGGCAACUUUGACAUCGCUGCUGUGCUCGUCGACGGUGCCAAGAAGCACGACGACGAGGACGAGGAGAGGCGCAGAGCGUUCGAGGCCAACCAGGGCGAGGGCAUCGACGAAGCCGUGCUCGCCUCAAUCACGGGCGAGGACGGUCAGCCCGGCGGCUCGACGGACGACAAGGCGGUGCUUGUCCACUUCCGCGGACUCAAGCUCAAGAUCGGUCCCGAGCGCUUCCGCUUCCUCGAGCCCCUCUUCCGACCCGAGCUGCUCAAGGAUGUGGCGGGCGCGGCUGAUCUGCACGUGGGCGACGAGCCGUUCGGUGCAGGACCCGUGGUUGCCGAAGCUGAUGGCAGUGCGGGCCAUGCCACGUCGAGCUACGACAGCUAUCCGAUGCCCACUGCGAUGCCCGACUGGAGCCAAGCUGUGCCGCUGCCGCUGGCGAUCGCCAACGCCAUCUCGCGCGUCGAGGAUGCGGAUCGUCGGCCACAGCUCUGGGAGAACCUGAUCUUCACCGGCCAUCCUGCCAAGAUCAAGACGAUUCAGAUUGAGGCCAUCUCUUCGCUCUCCGAGUUUGUCGCUACCGAGCAGACCGAAGCGGCCCAGGUCCUGGCCGAGCCCAACCCGCUGCAGGCGCGCAACGUUCGUGCGCUGCGCGUGCCCGACUACUUCUCCGAGUUCAAGGACCGCACCGACCUGGCGCCCUUCCUCGGCGGCACAAUCUAUGCCAAGCUCGUCUUUGGCGAUCCGCAGGCCAAGGCCUUCAUCACCAAGCAGAACUACAACGAAGCCGGCCCCAACCAGGCGUUCUCGGUCAAGCUCACCACCUGA
Messenger RNA from Moesziomyces antarcticus, 1659 nucleotides. RefSeq names its product actin-related protein. Lineage: Eukaryota; Fungi; Basidiomycota; Ustilaginomycetes; Ustilaginales; Ustilaginaceae. The record is from RefSeq and is a predicted model, not a curated record. The transcript has a single exon. Bases 1 to 1659 code for a protein of 552 amino acids.